Molecule: messenger RNA, 1236 nt
Organism: Funneliformis mosseae
Lineage: Eukaryota; Fungi; Glomeromycota; Glomeromycetes; Glomerales; Glomeraceae
Source: the annotation of a GenBank genome assembly
AUGACUUUAUUCGAAUAUAACAAACCUACGGCUGUCAAUUCAUUUUUUAAUUUAUGCUAUCGAGACCUAGCCGACAUUGCUUUUAAUAGGGAAAUACAAAGAUUGCGUAUCACCGGAAAUCCCGGUAUUGGAAAAACUUUGUUCAGUUAUUAUUUGCUUUAUCUACUUGCAAACGAAAAGAAAACGAUUAUAUACGACAACAAUGCUACGAAUGGAUUAAUUGUUUUUGACAAAGAAGAAGUCUUUUAUAUUGACGACAAAUCCGUUAUUAGACAAUACCAAAGUAACCCCGAAGUUUGGUAUAUCGUGUAUGGCAAAGAACCAAAGAGAGUUGAUGCAAAAAUUGUCUGUUCGCCCAGGAAAGAUCAUUAUAGAAACUUUGAUAAGUAUAUUGGGACGACGAUACGGGAAAGUAUUGUUGAAGAAUUAUUUUUUCAAUGGGGAGGAAUUCCUCAGUUCGUCUUAGAGAAGGUUUAUGAUGAAUCUCAGCAAAAAGUACUGAAUUAUAUUGGCGAAAGUGAUCAUAUGAGUCAUAAGCUCCUCCAUAUCUAUACUAACGUCCCUAUCGAUGAUAUCGAAGACGAAAACGAUAAAGGCGUUGAAAGCGGUGAUGAUGUCGACGAUGAGGAAAUUGAAGCGGCGGGCAUAGGCUUAACCAAGAAACUUCAAGAUGUCUUAAUGAACAAAUUACGCAACGAACUGAAUGCAAGCUUAUCAGAUGGCAUAAGUAAUCCACUUUUGGGCAGCACUUUUGGACAGUUUUCUCACCGGAUCCUACAAAAUGGAGGAAAUUUCAGGGUUCGUCUUUUAGACCAUGCAUCCACUACAUCAACAUCCUUUUACAUUAAUAUGCCUAGACAGGAUAAGAAACUUAUGUUUUCUACAAUCGAUACUAUCGAAUACAGCAAGUAUUAUCAACCAAUGAAUCAAAAUUUUGAAUCAAUAGAUGCAAUUGUUGCACCUGAUAAACUUUUUCAGAUAACUAUUGCUAAGAAUCACCCUAUUAAGUUGAAUGGUUUGAAAAAACUUAUCGAUAAAUUAGGUGGCAAGUCAGGGAUGGGUGACAUUUUCUUUUAUUUUGUCCUACCAAAGAAUUUGUACAUGAAUUACCGAACACAACCCUUUUAUACCUCCAAAAAAACUGUUGCCAAGGCUAAACCGCACUGGGUAAAAGAUCGGGUCAAGCAGUAUGCUUUGGAAAUUGAUUUGAGCUCAUACGCAAAUAUUACAGUAUAA